Messenger RNA from Lutzomyia longipalpis, 627 nucleotides. Its product is annotated as mitochondrial inner membrane protease subunit 2. The transcript is spliced from 2 exons. The coding region runs from base 66 to 563 and encodes 165 amino acids. NCBI's taxonomy places the organism in Eukaryota, Metazoa, Arthropoda, Insecta, Diptera, Psychodidae. Gene Ontology annotation, cellular component: mitochondrial inner membrane peptidase complex; membrane. Gene Ontology annotation, biological process: mitochondrial respiratory chain complex assembly. Gene Ontology annotation, molecular function: serine-type endopeptidase activity. The record is from RefSeq and is a predicted model, not a curated record.
UCAAAAACUUCAGGGUGGUUCAAUGGGAAUCCGGCAACUGUACUGUACUUUGUAUAUAGGAUAAAAUGGGGAUUUCGCGGUUCCUGAAAUCUGCCCUAGCAGGAAUUCCCAUUGGAUUAGCCUUCCUGGACAUUGUAGGAUAUGUUGCACGAGUCGAAGGAUCCUCCAUGCAACCAGCUCUCAAUCCCGGUCAAAAGGAUACAGACUAUGUCUUCCUCUCGCGCUGGAGUGUUCGGAAUCUCGAGGUAAAUCGCGGGGACAUCGUGAGCCUUGUUUCACCCAAAAAUCCCGAUCAGAAGAUCCUGAAGCGUGUUCUGGCACUCGAGGGUGAUGUAAUCUCCACUAUUGGCUACUACAAGCCCUUCGUCACAGUUCCCGAGGGACAUUUUUGGAUUGAGGGCGACAAUACAAGAAAUUCCCUCGAUAGCAACACAUUCGGUCCCAUUGCUUUGGGUCUCUGCCAAGCGCGGGCUGUCUGUAUAGUGUGGCCCCCAUCGCGGUGGCAAUUCCUCCCGUCGGAAUUACCCCAGAAGCGUCAACCCAUCGUGCGGAGAGACACAUAAUCUGCUUAGUUUUCUUUAAUUUUGUCUAUAUUUAUGGUAAUAAAUUAGCUAAAAUUUAACUCAA